GUGGAGACCGCCAGCUCCUUCCGCCUCUAAGAUUUAGCGAUAUUUUAUGGGUCGCGGGGUAGGACAGCUCUUUGAUCUUUAUAUCCUUCUAACCGAAUUCAGUCGUUCAUGGCUACUGUGUAUCAUACUCCUUGGCCUCCUUGGUGCUCGCAGGGGUGGUGACGGUCUUAUCUCUUCGGACGACUCAAUCUCGAAUUAGCAGAGAAUCCCUCCGAUCUCUCCCAACUCUUGGAUUCCCACUACUUCGCAUUCCUCACAAUGUCGACGAUACUUUCCCCCAGCGCAGAAGCCGCCGCUCGCACAGAAAUAGACAGCAGGACUUCUGGCACUUCACCCGGUAUUCCUGGCCUUGUUUACUGCGCCGUAAACAAGGACGGAGAGAUCAUCUUCAGCCACGCCUCCGGUAAGACGGGUCUCGGUAACAAGACCCCAAUGACUCUGGACACGACGUUUUGGAUAGCUUCGUGUACGAAGUUAAUCACGAGUAUCGCUGUUAUGCAGCUGGUCGAGAAAGGGAAAAUAUCCUUGGAUGAUUCCAGUCAGAUCGAAUCUCUUGCGCCGGAGUUAAGAGAUGUUCGGGUCCUGGAGCGGGCUCCUGAUGGCGACUUUUGCCUGGUGGAGAAGGAUAGAGCUAUCACGAUGCGGAUGUUACUAUGUCAUACAUCCGGCUUCGGAUAUGCCCAUGAGGACCUCAAGUUACGCGACUGGUCUCGUCCCAUCGGCAUCGACGACUUUUCAGGCCAUGAAAACGACGUCCUGCAUCUCCCACUCGUUAAUCAGCCUGGAACCCGUUUCCAAUACGGUGUCGGAUUAGACUGGGCAGGUGUCCUCGUUGAGCGGGUAACAGGCCUGUCACUAGAAGAUUAUUUCCAAACGUUCAUUCUCCAACCUUUGGGGAUCGAGAAUAUCUCUUUCUUUCCAAAUGCUAAGAUGAAGGCUAACCUGGCUUUUAUGCAUCAACGAGGAAAGGAUGGGUCAUUGAGCGUCACGGAUCAUGUCUUUCGAUAUCCUUUCCUUCCUCCUAGAUCUGGAAAGGAAAGGCGCUUUUGUAUGGGUGGUGCAGGUUGUUUUGGGAAUCCAGUUGAGUACUGCCGUAUGAUUCGUCUAAGUGGGAAAAGUAACGUAACUUGAUGGAUAGAAGAUGCUGAUAGAAAGCGUCUAGGGAUUCUAGCUCUUCUGUUAAACGAUGGGACGAGUCCACACACUGGCGUGCAGAUUCUCAGACCAGAAACAAAACUUUCCCUAUGGUUCCUACUGCCGAUGACUUAACUGAGGGAUGGGGGCUAUCGUUCUCUUUGAGCCAUACGAAAAGUCCAACUGGAAGCGCAGUAGGGUCGGCCUCCUGGUCAGGGAUAGCGAAUUUGUUCUGGUUUGCUGACCGACAGAAUGGAAUUGGUGGAAUGGUUGCGUCGCAAAUUCUUCCUUUUGGAG
Molecule: messenger RNA, 1431 nt
Organism: Paecilomyces variotii
Lineage: Eukaryota; Fungi; Ascomycota; Eurotiomycetes; Eurotiales; Thermoascaceae
Product: beta-lactamase/transpeptidase-like protein
Exons: 3
Source: RefSeq, a predicted model, not a curated record